Messenger RNA from Aspergillus steynii IBT 23096, 765 nucleotides. RefSeq lists its product as uncharacterized. Bases 1 to 765 code for a protein of 254 amino acids. Lineage: Eukaryota; Fungi; Ascomycota; Eurotiomycetes; Eurotiales; Aspergillaceae. The record is from RefSeq and is a predicted model, not a curated record. The transcript has a single exon.
AUGGCAUCCCGCGUUCUGAACACGUCCCAGGACGGCUUCAACCUCCUCCAGGCCGAGAUCGUUCCUGAAGAGGCAUCUCGUUUCCCCAUAAGGGCGAGCGAGAUUUUUCACUCAACCAGUCACCGUUGUGUGCGGCCACAGUAUGACCCAUUUGACGGCCUCCGGGUGUUAGUGUGUUUCCCAUCGAAGAAGCCAUUGAAGAACGCGCCCAUGCUUCAUUGGCUCCAGGAUCUGCUCAGAGAAACCCUCGGAUCAUCCAAGAAGAUCACUUACGAUCAAUUCUGUUACAAUGUGACAGACACCGGCGUCGGCGAGCAGCCCUUCCACUCCUACCGGCGACAUGGCGGCAAGGUGGGCGCUGUUCAACGUAUCAAGAAAGGUCUGCCCGAGAUCCAGGAUAUGAUCAGUGAUUAUCACGCGGUGUUCUUCAUGUCUGUCGAAAGCGACAUCGAUACGCGCGAUUCCCCCUUCUUCGACAAGGCCAACAUCAUCUUGUUUGAGUACCACUCCCGCUACACUGCCGGGGUGAUGUCUCGUGGCCCGUCCGUCCAGCCUGAGCUCCUUGAAUUGGCAAGUGCAGAGAAGACUUACGGAAAGGUGUUGGCGGAGAAAUUUGGCAUCCCUCCAGACGACUGGCACGCGAUUGUCUGCAAAGACCAGAAGAGAUUGAACAGCCGCACAGCUUUCAUCUCCGACGCCUUGAAUCUUCUGAUCAGUCGGAACCAAAUGGAAAACGUAUUUGCCUUCUGCUUGUAUGCCCGCUGA